AUGGGCAUGACAUUUCGACGAUACCUCAACGGCGGCGGGCGUAUUUACGGCUGCUCGAAUUGCAAAACGCACCUGGCGUCGCUGAGCAACAUGAUGUCGAGGGCGUUCAACGGGCAGCACGGUCGAGCCUAUCUCUUCGAAUCAGUUGUGAACGUCACCGAAGGCGAGGAAUGUAGUCGCGCGAUGACGACAGGCCAACACACCGUCCGCGAUAUCUACUGCGUCAAAUGCGGGGUUACUCUGGGUUGGAAAUACGCGAAGAAGACGGAACGAUCAAGAGGAGGAGGGUACCGCGAGAAACGCACACCACACCUCUUCCUCGACGGCGUUUUCAUUGUCGCUGACUCGAGAGGACUAGUUGGUGACACCAGCGUGGAGGGACUCGGCUGCGCUAUCAUCACGUCACCUGCAUCCGCAACCUCGACAUUUUGCAUUCUUUGGACCAUCGGAACUCCCCCCUUUUGA
Coprinopsis cinerea okayama7#130 is the source of this 465-nucleotide messenger RNA. RefSeq lists its product as hypothetical. The record is from RefSeq and is a predicted model, not a curated record. Bases 1 to 465 code for a protein of 154 amino acids. Gene Ontology annotation, cellular component: ubiquitin ligase complex. The transcript has 4 exons. Lineage: Eukaryota; Fungi; Basidiomycota; Agaricomycetes; Agaricales; Psathyrellaceae.